AUGACUUCAUCGCUACUCAUGUUCCAAAUGACCUUUACGUACGCUGACCCGCUAGCCGGCUCAGGUCCACCCGCCUGGCGCUGCGCCAAUGCCGCCGACUCGCCGUGUAUGACUCUCCUUAAUGAACAGCUCUCAGCAAGCGCCAUUACAUCCUCCGCGACUUCGGAGGUGGGCACUGCGCCCGCCGGCGCGGAGCGGCUUACAGCGGCACAGAGCUUUUGCGAUUUGAAUCCAUCUCAGUACAUCUGGAACAAUCCGGAGAUGUCCCUGAGCAGCGAAUACAACUUAGUAUGCGGUCAGGCAUGGAAGGCAGGCCUGCUGGACACGCUUUUCUUUGCUGGCUUCAUGGCUGGGAACGGCGUCUUCGGCCGGGUGGCUGAUCGCCACGGCCGCCGCAGCACUAUGACCGCAUGUGCCGCCGCCACGGCGGUGGUUACGGCACUGUCGGCCUCGCCGCUCGUGCCUACAGGACCAGAGGCCACCGGCACUGCGUCAGGCGCUGGCGGCGGCGGCGGCGACAGCAGCCGCAGUAGCAGCGGCGGCGGCGGCUACUGGCUGCACUUGGUGUUGCGAUGUGUUUCAGGGGCCCUGUGUGCGGGUCAGUCGCUGGGGGGGUACGUGCUGGCCACGGAAACGGUGGGGCCCGAGUGGCGGGGUACAUCAGGGAUGUUGACGCAGUCGUUCUUCAUUUUAGGAGAGUUCAUGUUGGUGGGGCUGUCCCUGGCCUUCCCCCCCUGGAGGGGCCUUACGCUAGCGGUGGCGGCGUCAUGUGCUGCCGUACUGCUGCUGGUGCCGCUGGUUCCCGAGUCCCCCAGGUGGCUGUUGCUGCAUGGCAAGGCGAAUCAGGCCCGUGCCGCAUUCCUAUGGGUGGCACGAAUCAACCGGGUCCGGUCGCCACCGCCCCUGGAGUGCACCCCCGGCGGCGCGAUCUACCUGGAUGGGGCUCUUACCGGCGGCCCCAUCGCGAACCUCCAACACGGCCGAGGGGACGACGACGGCAACGGCAACGGCAGCGGUAAAUACUGCGCCACUGCCGCCGCCGUCAUAACAGAAAUCCCAGGUGGCGGUACUUACUGCCGUACAGCGACGUCACCCUCACCAACGAAUGAAUUUGACUGCGCGGCCGAAGAGGAGACGGCGCCGCUGGUAGCGGCACAACGUGACGACGGCAGCAGCGGCGGCAGCAGCGCCGGCGCCGGCGCCGGCGGCGACACCGCUGCCGUCGCCACCACCGGCCUCUUUGCCGUACUAGCUCACCCGGUGACGCGAUGCCUGCUCUUGUCGACCUGCUUUGUUCUGUUUGCUUUAUCUGUGUCGUACUACGGCGUGACGUUGGCGCUGGGCUCCCUCGUGGCGGGAUCUCUUCACCUCAAUUUCUUCCUGACGGCGGCGGCAGAGCUGCCCGGGUACCUCCUGCUGGCGGCUACGACAGACCGCAUGGGCCGCCGUACAGCCAUCACCGCCGGCACUGCGCUGGCGGGUGUGGCGAGUCUUGCUUGCGCCUUCACCUCGGGGGGUGUACUGCAGGUGGUAUUUGCCAUGGCUGGCAAGCUGGGUUGCUCGGGCGCCUGGGCCGUGGGACUCACCUUCGCCGCCGAGCUCUUCCCCACGUGCAUCCGCUCAGCUGCCCUCAGUGUAGCAAGCCAGUCUGGUGACCUGGGUGGUUUGGUCACCCCAGUGGUGCUGAUGCUGCGUCUUCCAGGUCGCUUCGAGCGACUUCCCUUCGCCGUGAUGGGCCUUAUGGCCCUGGUGGCCCUGGUGCUGGUGGCGAAGCUGCCAGAGACGCGGGGGAUGCCUCAGCUGGACACGUUUGACGAACUACUGGAGUGGCUCCACCGCAAUGGCCGUACGACAGCAGCGACUGCCGCUACUGCAGCUUCUGCUGCUGCUGCUGGUACUGCGGUAUCCCUGGAGUUGACCCGGCGUGAUGUGAGCGCUGCGGCGCCCUAUGGUACGACGACCGAGCUUGACGUCGAUGAUGUGCUGCGCGAUGAUGGCUACGGCUGCGGAAGUGGCGAAGUGCGCCAGGACAGUAGCGGCGGCGGCGGCGGCGGCUUGGAGUUUAAGCUGCCGUAA
Messenger RNA from Volvox carteri f. nagariensis, 2076 nucleotides. RefSeq lists its product as uncharacterized. The transcript has 10 exons. Gene Ontology annotation, molecular function: transmembrane transporter activity. The coding region runs from base 1 to 2076 and encodes 691 amino acids. NCBI's taxonomy places the organism in Eukaryota, Viridiplantae, Chlorophyta, Chlorophyceae, Chlamydomonadales, Volvocaceae. Gene Ontology annotation, biological process: transmembrane transport. The record is from RefSeq and is a predicted model, not a curated record. Gene Ontology annotation, cellular component: membrane.